GGGUGAUGAGGGUCGGAUGGGAGGGCUCUCACGGUGGCUCUGAAAAACUCAAGUCACUCCAGCAUCUGAGUUGAGUUGAGCGUAAGUGAUCACACAGAUCAGACUGCAAGACCUUUCCUCUCGGACAGCUGCAGUGAGAUCGGUUUUCGGAGGAACGCAAUAAUUCUGUCACUGAAGAUGGAGGGUGAGAAGGGAACAUUAGAGGCAGGUACCAAAGAGCAGCCUGAUACGACGGGUCCCCUGACAGUCGAACAGCUGGCAGCUAUAGAGGAUGAAGAGAUCCUCAAUAAUAUGCUAGAUAAGGCAGUGGAUUUCGAGGAGAGGAAAAUGAUCCGCGCUGCCAUGAGAGAACUGCUGAAGAGAAAGAGGGAGCGGCGUGAUAGGGAGCGGGUGGCCCGGAUGGAGACCCUGCGUCAGCAGGGUGGUGGAGGAAAGACAGCUGCUGGACUGAAUAAGGACCAGAAACCCGCUAAUGGUCCGAGCGGCGCUCAGUACAAAGCACACAGGAUGGCUCAGGCAAAAACAUUUUCUCCACCAACCUCUACUUCCUCUCCAAAAGCUGUUGGCAGCCCGGCUCAGUCCCAUGUAGCCAGGGUUAAAGUGCCAGGCAGCUCGGCGCUCGGGGGCCCAAAUACCAAAGAUGUCAAACAGAUGCUGCUGGACUGGUGCAGAGUCAAGACUGAACCAUAUGAGGGUGUGAACAUCCAAAAUUUCUCGUCUAGCUGGGCAGACGGUCUGGCGUUUUGUGCCCUGGUACACAGGUUCUUCCCAGAGAGCUUUGAAUAUUGCACUCUUGACCCCUAUGAUCGCAGGGCCAACUUUGAGAAGGCAUUCAAGACUGCAGAGAGGCUAGCUGACUGUCCUCCCCUGCUGGACGUUGAUGACUUGAUGCGGAUGCGAGAGCCAGACUGGAAGUGUGUGUACACGUAUAUCCAGGAGUUUUACCGCUGCCUAGUAGAGAAAGGCCUUGUCAAGACUAAAAAGAAGAUGCCAUAGAAACCUUCGCAUUUUGAGUGUUUUCACUCUAAAUAACCAAAAGACUAUAACAUGCACACAACAUCGCGCACACACAUGACCUGACCUGAAGCUUCUACCAAAGAUCAGUCUAUUAUGUACUUAUGCUCUUCUCUGUUUCAUAUGUACACGCAUGCAGUGGAUGAGGAUUAUAACCUGCGUGUUUUGCGCUCGGGUACAGCUAGGGCUCUGAAACAGUGCAUUCCACUGAGAUUACACAUGCACUAAUCUCAGUCUAUGCUCAGAGAUUGUGUGAAUGUGUGUG
Molecule: messenger RNA, 1279 nt
Organism: Sinocyclocheilus grahami
Lineage: Eukaryota; Metazoa; Chordata; Actinopteri; Cypriniformes; Cyprinidae
Gene: smtna
Product: smoothelin a
Exons: 9
Coding region: 178-996 (272 amino acids)
Molecular function (GO): protein binding
Source: RefSeq, a predicted model, not a curated record